Molecule: messenger RNA, 2461 nt
Organism: Brienomyrus brachyistius
Lineage: Eukaryota; Metazoa; Chordata; Actinopteri; Osteoglossiformes; Mormyridae
Gene: sigirr
Product: single immunoglobulin and toll-interleukin 1 receptor (TIR) domain
Exons: 9
Coding region: 147-1445 (432 amino acids)
Biological process (GO): signal transduction
Source: RefSeq, a predicted model, not a curated record
GUGACUCGUUUCACUUUCCCCUUGCGCUUUGGAUCUGCACGCAUGAUAGUGAUCGGUGCUAGUUUGCGGAAAACAAGAGAGCUGCAGGUCUGGUCCUUUUAAAACUGGCCCUAAUACUUUAUAAGUUCCGGAUCAUAAAGGUGACGAUGGGAAGGACUCUGCUCCUGGCGCUUAUCUUGUGGAGAAGCGUUUAUGGAAAUCCUGCAGAGUCCGCAUGCUCCCAGCCCCCUGUGUUUGUGCCCACCGACACCCUUAGGGAUCAACAAUCAACCUUGGGCUUCACCGUGACCCUGAACUGCACUGCCCUGCUACCUUGGGACCCCCAGGAGCCACAGUGUGACUCCACCCUGCACUGGAGCAGAGAUGGGAGUCUUCUGUCCAACCUCACCAAGCAACAGAACUUCUCAGAGUUCCUCCACAACACGUCUCAGAAGGUGGCGAGCAGCCUGCUGGAGCUCACGCUCCGUGAGCCCUCUGACUUCGGCUUGUACAUCUGCACCGUGAGGAACAUCUCGGCUCAUUUCCAGCUCCAGGAAAUGCGAGCUGCCAGUCACUUGGCAGUGGUCAUUGCAGUGAUGGUGCUCCUCCUCAUCCUGGCUUUGGCCAUCCUGAUCUUCUCAAAGUGCCACCUUGACAUCAAGCUGUGGUAUAGGAACACCUAUGGAGACUUUGAGAUGAAUGACGGCAAGUUAUAUGACGCCUAUGUGUCCUACGCCAACAAUGAAAAUGACCGGAAGUUUGUCAACUUCAUCCUAAAGCCACACUUGGAGAACAAGCAGGGAUAUAAGCUACACCUGGAUCAUGGGAACAUCUUACCUGGUUCAGAGCCGUCCGCAGAGCUGCUGAUGAACGUUAGCCGCUGCCGGCGCCUCAUUGUUGUGCUGUCCCUGUCAUACCUGGAGCAGGACUGGUGCACCAGCAACCUCCGGGAGGGCUUGUGGCGGCUGCUGGAGCUCUCCCAGAAGCCCAUCCUCAUCACCUGGGAGACGCAGAGGCAGCACAUGGGCCCAGACACGCUGCGGCUGCUACACGACAGCAGGCAGCGGUUCACCCUCCUGACCUGGAGCUCCUACUCCAUGACUCCUUCGUCAGCGUUCUGGAAGGAGCUGUCCUUAGCGCUGCCCCGGAAGAUGGCCUAUCACUGCCCCCCCAUGACGACCCCCCAGACCCUGCUGCAGGAUGACAGGGACCCCAUGCUCUCCUUACACCCAGACUACCUCGACUGCCACCCCGAUCCCGACUGUGACCCAUCGGGUGACCUUGGGCUACGACUCCCCGUCUACAAGACCCUGAAAAGCAGAGCUCCCAGCCUGCCGGCUGCCCCCCCUCAACUGCCCCCAGUGGCAGAAGCAAAGCCCUUCGAUAUAGACGUCUCUGACUUGGGCUCCAGGAACUAUGGUGCCCGUGCUGACUUCUACUGUUUAGUCACUAAGGACGACGUUUGAAAGCUGACGAGCUGAGCUGCCAAUCCUGCCCUCGCCUUCAUUUUUCUAACUGUGGUGAGACGCAAAUUGAGCCGUCCAGGUGACCACUGGUGUACUUGUACUCCUGCAUUACCCAGAAGAAGAAUUGGGAGAUCAAGGAUUGAUGUUGAGGGAGGGAGUUGUUCCUAGAACCCUUUUCAGACUGGUCCUGAAUCCUCAUCACCUCUGCUCCGGUCUGAGUUAAGGCCUUUUUCCAGCUCACUCCCAGCACCUAGAGCUCUUGCCAAAGAGCCAGAUCUGUGGUGCAUGUGAUGCAGGUGUUUGUCACUGCACCGCCUUGAUCUUGCACUGGGUGGUGCUAUGGAGCAGAAGCAUAUCUCCUGUAAGAAUCAAAGGUAUUAGAAAGGGCAGAGUGUAUGCAGGAUUUAACAUUUAAUUCAGUGCUGAAAGGACCUGGAACCUACAUUUAGACGUGUUUUGUCUGAAGAUGAUUUGAAGAAUGAUUUUAAUUUAAUUGAUAAUCUAAUUUAAUUACUGGAAGUUAAAUAAUUUGUAACAUAACUUUUGACGAACUGAAACCCUUUUGGAGAGAUUUUGUGAAUAUUUAUGUGUAUAUCAAAAUUUUUAAGUUAUAUUUCCAUAUUGAUUUCUAGUUUAAUGUCAUAUUUAAUGAAGAGUUUAAACACAAAAUAAGCUUUGGUUAACAUUUCUGUUGGUUAAAUGUUAGUUUGUAGUUUUGAAGUGUGAAUAUUUUGCUUGUUGGGAAAAAACUAACAUAACUGAAAUUAAAAACUAUUUCUUAUGUUUGUUAUAAUGGAAUCUGAGUCAUUUUCAUCAGUUAUGUGUCAACUGGCUUGCAAAUCUAGUGGGGAAAAAACUAUUUAAGAAGGUCAAUUCCCAGCUUAGGAAGCUAUGGAAAAAUACUGUACAUCUCUGUGAAUUUAUCAACCUUGGGAUUCUCAUUACAUCCACCAGAAAGGUAGAUACUGUUUACUUACUAGUUGUAACUAAAAUAAACAUAUUCUUGCAAUUGUGAA